Penicillium alfredii is the source of this 744-nucleotide messenger RNA. RefSeq names its product ribonuclease H family protein. Gene Ontology annotation, molecular function: RNA-DNA hybrid ribonuclease activity; nucleic acid binding. Bases 1 to 744 code for a protein of 247 amino acids. NCBI's taxonomy places the organism in Eukaryota, Fungi, Ascomycota, Eurotiomycetes, Eurotiales, Aspergillaceae. The transcript has a single exon. The record is from RefSeq and is a predicted model, not a curated record.
AUGCGCAUUAGAACUACACCGCUAUACGUCGACAUGGCCUCAACCGAGGUAGGCAGGAGCAGCGAACAGAGCCCUCUCGACCGCCUCUCGAGCCUCCUCGAACGCAAAUAUAAGAUGCAGCUUGACCGGCUCGAAAAGCGUAUACCGCACGUGGUGCCGCCAUGGUGGAUCCCACCUUUCGUCCGCAUCAAUGAGUCUGCAGAGGAGGCAAUCAAGGAGCACGAUGCCGUCGAGCCAGGAACGCUUUGCAUCUACCCUGACGGAAGUGGCAUUGACGAUCACGUCGGAGCAGCUGUCGUAACGCGUGCACCACACGCCAACGGACCCUGUACGAAGCGGACUCGGUAUAUGGGUACACCCAGAACCUCCACGGUGUACGCGGCGGAGCUGGGAGGCCUCGUUCUGGUACUGCAGCUAGCACUCGACACACCACCAAUAUGCGUCCCGUCAGAUAGGUGCGCCGAUGUGUUCACCGACAACCAAGCUGCUAUCCAGGCCAUCCGGAACCCCAAGCAUCCAUGCGGGCAGUACAUUCUGGUCGAGGUUAUUCAAGCACUCGAUGAGCUUCGGAGCCAGGGGUGGCGAGCCCAGUUCCGAUGGAUUCCAGCACAUGCUGGAGUGCCAGGUAACGAGGCCGCCAGAAGCAGACCCACUACGAACACUCACGGCAACCACCAAGUCCGCCAUUCGCUGAGCGAUAAGAGGCGAGUAGGACACGGCCUGGGAGAAUGCCAAGCACGGUAA